Messenger RNA from Dreissena polymorpha, 1923 nucleotides. Its product is annotated as sodium-dependent glucose transporter 1-like. Lineage: Eukaryota; Metazoa; Mollusca; Bivalvia; Myida; Dreissenidae. Bases 82 to 1419 code for a protein of 445 amino acids. The record is from RefSeq and is a predicted model, not a curated record. The transcript has 4 exons.
UCGAAUGGUCUUUUACACGAAGCAAUGCGACCAAAUUUUAUCUUCAUACUUGUUCCUGUCUUCAUGAUUUAGUCUCAUCAAAUGAAGGCAGCUAUGACUUCAAGGCGAGACUACCACAUCACCAUUUUCCUCUUUCUGGCAUGGGUUACCAAGGGUUUAUAUCUUGAAGCACUCGGCCCGGCGAUGAUAGACCUAAAGCUGCUCUACAAAACCAACUACGAGAGUGUGACGCGCGCGGUCGCCGGCAGAGGCGUCGGUGGCUUCCUGGGGGCGGUUGUCGGCGCGUUCGUGGUGGACAAGUACCAGCGUCAUCUGGAUCUUUGUUGCGGCGUGAGUACCUCGAUAGCCGGACUCUGUGUCGCCAUGGUGACGUAUGUGCCGUCCAUUGACUACGUGUGGCUUUUGUACUGUGUGCUGGGAUGCUGCAGUAAUCUGGUGAACAUUGCGGGCACGAAGCUGACGCUAGACAUUUGGCGGGAGAAAAGCUCUACCCUUCUGCAACUUCUGCACAUGGGAUACAGUGUGGGGGCGCUUCUUGGUCCGAUCAUCUGCACGCCCUACCUCGCUGUCGUUCAAAAGGAGUCCGGUGAGCAUCAGUUCCGAAUCUUAAAGGAGACGCAGGUCGAUUUCGCGUUUUUGCUAAUCGGUCUGUCAACUGUUGCCGUGGCUUUACCGUUUUUUUACUUCCACUACUUUUCUUUCGAUCAAACUGAUACAAAAAACGACGACCCGGACCAAAAGACGAUGAAAUUUCGAAAGUCCACGUGGAGAGACAAAAUAAAUCCAGCUUUCUACGCAAACGGAGAUUUUACUUUUAGGUUGGCCGUGUUAACAUUUUUCUUCGUGUAUUUCUUCACACUAGUGGGCGGGGAAAAGACGUUCAUGAGUUUUGUGCGGACCAUAUCCGUGGAUGUGUUCAAAUUCGAUAAGACGGACGCCUCUAUGUUGAAUAUUCUUUUUUGGGUUUGCUUUACUGCAGGACGAUUAACAGGUUCGUUUGUUUCGCAUUUUGUUCAAACGAAGACGCUUUUGAUUAUACUCGUUUCCGUGAACGCAAUAUCAUCGACAUUCGUAAAUGUGUACGGUCUUUCAAGCGUUAAUGCCUUGUGGUUUUCCGCCAUUUUGCAAGGCUUCGUGAUAUCCCCGCUGUACCCGCUCGGCGUUGCCUAUGGUAACACCCUUGUGACCGUUUCCGGUUUCUGCCUGAUGGUGAUCGUGUUCGCUGGGAGUUUCGGGGACAUGACGUAUCUAUGGAUAGCGGGCCGACUUUAUGACACGUAUGGGGCAGGGAAAAUAUUCGUCAUUUUUAACUUCGCACUGUGUUUGCUUGCCUUGACGGUGUGGGCGUUUCAGUUGUUCAUCCAGACAUACAGAAAAAGCAGUAAAAAGAUAAGAUCACUACCGUUGUUGAAAUUAUAGACAUACAAAACGGUUAAACACGGCCAGUAAGGCGACUUAGUGCGUUAUUUUUCGCGCAAAAAAUCCAAAUAUAUGCAUUUAUCCAUGACACUAGGGAACUCUUCCCCUGUCACUACUGAUAUUGUACUGUGCAUAAUUAUAUUGAUUUGUUAUCCUAAAUUUACCAUAUUUCAAGUUUGAAGCACAAUCAUACUGCAUGGUUUAUGGCAUAUUAUUAUUACAUAUAACUGAGUUAACAGAAGUAGUAUAUAUAUCAACAUACAAUAUAUCGUCACGUUAUAAAGAUAUGUACAUCUAAAUUGUAUACUUUUUCUUUAUUUACAAAAUUAUGUAUGCAUUUAUGGGUGAUGUAUCUUUGUGUAAUCUAGUCGUCACAUUACGUUCUUUUGUCCUUUUCAUGUAGCAGCUGUUCCUAUUAAUCUCGUACGAUCGUAUUUAGCACUAUUUUACGAACUUUGGCGUAAUAUCCAAGUUAUCUCUACCGGUGUAUUGGACAAAACAUUA